ACUAUUUUUCCCGCCAACGCUUUGUGCACGUGCUUGGUUGAUUUUCUGCAGGAAAAGUGAAUUUAUUGCUAAACGACUAAGAAAUGGACAAAACAAAACCUGUUGUCUUUGAUAUAUUUCGUAGCUUCAGAGAUACGAAUGUAAUUUUGGACGACAAAGCUAAAAGUUUAAGAAUUACGGCUGAAUUACUGAAGAAGACUGAAGGGUUAGUAUCAGAAGUAAAAUGGAAUCAUAGCCCUAGAAUGGUUUUGUCGGAAAAAGCUGAAGAUGUUCUCACUUGUUUGAAAUACACGGAAAAUGUAUUUUACUGGAUAAUCCAUUCCCUAAUCGACUCUUUAAACAGUUUUGUGGCGUUCAAAGAAACGAUUGAUAAGGAGGUUGACAUACCACCCGAACCGGAGAAAUUUCACGGCACUUUUCAAGAAUGGAUGACCAUUCAAAUGUUCAACAAGAACUUUACAAUUAUCAACAUUCCAUUGAAAGAUAUUAUUAGAUCAAUGAGGCGUAUUAUAAUCGCCUUAGUCGACGUAUGGAGAAUGCUCAAAAGGAUGUCGGAAUCGAAGGAGGAAACUGGAGCUUUACGAAAAAUAUCAAAUAUUAUGGAAAGACUGAGCGACUCGCUUCAGGAUGCUACCGGAAGUCUCGAUACUAUGUUGGAAUCCUGCAAACUCCUAGACAGGAGAAUGAGGCGUGUUGUAACUGAUAAUGUUAUUCUGACAGGAAAUGUUGAGGGUAAAGGGUGUUCAUUCGGCAAGUACCUCAGUCAUUUAAUGAAGAAAUUAUACAAUUCGACAAGCGACACAAUUAGAGCUAUAAACAAGUCGAAUGAUGAUUUGAAGAAGACGUACGAUCCGGUUGUAUCAAUGGCUAAGGCAACAAGAGAAACUUGUACUGAUUUGGAGAUAUAUAUUAGGAAGUUUAACCAACUUUCCAUUUAAAGAGAAGACAGAAAAUUAAAAUAAAACGCCUAUCUAUCUCGUCUACUAUUCCGCUAUUAUUAAUUAACAUAUACAUUUUCAUAACGAAAGCAAUUUAUGUCUCUAUUUGAUGAUCUCGAAUUGAAAAAAAUCUUUUAUCCUGCAUCGUUACGUAUUCUUUUUCUUUUUUGCUGUUUUUCGUUAAGUUGAACUUUGUUGUAAAAUCGUCAACUCAUUACGUAUAUUUUACGGUUUAUAACACAAUAUUUGCCUUUAUAGAUUACUCUAUUUAACCAUUUCAUAUAUUGUCUGAAAUACAGUACAUUUUCCAAAAAAAGACUUUUGCGUAUAUAAUUUCAAGGACAAAAGUAUAAAGUCGCUUAUAGGAACAUUUUUUAACAGAUAGACUCGAUGCUAAGCAAAGAGAAAAUAUCUCAUUAACCUUUAACAAUGUUUUUAAUAUUUCUUCACCCAAAUCCAAGGUCAAAUGAUGGGAUAAUGUACCACUCUUUCAAUUCUUUCAUGUCAGUAUUUCUCGAAGAAAUAUGAUAGUAUUGAAUAGGAUAAUUUUCAUAUGGUUAAAC
This is a messenger RNA of Dimorphilus gyrociliatus, 1501 nucleotides long. NCBI's taxonomy places the organism in Eukaryota, Metazoa, Annelida, Polychaeta, Dinophilidae. The record is from the annotation of a GenBank genome assembly.